Messenger RNA from Helianthus annuus (common sunflower), 594 nucleotides. Its product is annotated as ATP synthase subunit epsilon, mitochondrial. Gene Ontology annotation, biological process: proton motive force-driven mitochondrial ATP synthesis. Gene Ontology annotation, molecular function: proton-transporting ATP synthase activity, rotational mechanism. The transcript has 2 exons. Gene Ontology annotation, cellular component: mitochondrial inner membrane. The record is from RefSeq and is a predicted model, not a curated record. Lineage: Eukaryota; Viridiplantae; Streptophyta; Magnoliopsida; Asterales; Asteraceae. Bases 136 to 348 code for a protein of 70 amino acids.
AAACUUCAGGGUCCAUCCUUUCCCCACACACUUUUUAUAUAACAACCAUCGCCGUCUGCGUCACACGCAUCACGUUAUCGAACAGAUUGGUUCCGAUCGAGCCAGAAACACACCAAAACACAAAUUAGGGUUUCAAUGGCGUCAACCGCUGCGGUGCCGUUUUGGAGAUCUGCUGGUAUGACCUACAUAACCUACUCCAACAUAUGUGCUAACCUUGUGAGGAACUGUCUCAAAGAACCCUACAAAUCCGAAGCAAUCAGCCGUGAAAAGGUCCAUUUCUCCGUCACCAAAUGGGCCGAUGGCAAGCCUGAGAAGCCUACUAUUAGGUCUGAUACUCCUGAAGAGUGAAGCAGGAAUAUGUUACAUUGUGUUCAUGUUACCGAAGUUGAUUUCUGAAUUACAAAGCCUCGCCUUUAAAGUUAACUGGCUUGCUUCUUGAACAACGCACUCAUUAAUAAACAUUUUGGUGAUUUGUUUUUUGUAUUUGAAGAUUGUUAAAACGGAUUUUGUUGAAUCCAGUACAAUGAUAAUGAAGACUAUAAGGUGCACACUAGCCAUUAGACAAUAAAUGGUGAGGGCGUUUUUGAUUUCUAA